Messenger RNA from Cladophialophora immunda, 1173 nucleotides. RefSeq lists its product as uncharacterized. NCBI's taxonomy places the organism in Eukaryota, Fungi, Ascomycota, Eurotiomycetes, Chaetothyriales, Herpotrichiellaceae. The transcript is spliced from 3 exons. Bases 247 to 795 code for a protein of 182 amino acids. The record is from RefSeq and is a predicted model, not a curated record.
GGGCGCAGUCGAUCUUGCCAGCACCAGCACGCGACCAACUCUUCACCCUCGACCUUCGCUUUCCCUGACUGUCUGCACCUCUUUUCCAUCAUUUCCUUAUCCUCAGUCCCAGCCUUUGCUUUCCGUGCUGCCGGUCUACAACCACUGCUGUCAGAACCGUAGUAGUCUAGACCAUUCUUCCGUUUUCAGCAUUCCUUUACUAGCAUUCUCGCCGUUUGCAGCCCGCAGCUUAAAUACAGCUUCAACAUGGAUUUUCCAUUCGAGAACUCUCAGAACGCCGCUCCAGGAUUCCCGACCAUGGCUGAACAGCAGAAACUCGGCGUCUUAGCCCGGAAAGCCGACACCCAGAGUGUCACAAAACGGCUCCAAUCUGAGCUCAUGAGCCUCAUGAUGUCUCCUACGCCGGGCAUCUCUGCCUUCCCUGACACCGAUGGCAACAUGUUACACUGGACAGCCACCUUGGUCGGGCCCCGAGACACAGCCUAUGCCGAUCUCACCUUCAAACUCAGCUUCGAAUUUCCCAGCAACUAUCCAUACAGUGCCCCCACGGUCCUUUUCAAAACUCCAGUCUAUCAUCCAAACAUCGACUUCAGCGGACGGAUAUGCCUCGACAUUUUAAAGGACAAGUGGAGUGCUGUCUACAACGUCCAAACUGUGCUGUUAAGUCUACAGAGCCUGCUGGAAGAGCCGAACAAUUCUAGUCCGUUAAAUAAUGAAGCGGCCCAACUUCACCAGAGCGACCCCGAGGAGUUCCAGCGCAAGGUGUUGGCUCGUCAUCAGGAUCUCGAGGACUAGACAUGGAGUCAACGGGAAUGAGCACGACCUUGGCCAUUGCUUUGGAGUUCGCCAUGACUGAACAUGAUGGUUACGCGCAUACCCUUGCAUUGGUUCUUGAGCGUUGGGCGUUGGUGCGAAGUCAUUCUAUUUUGAGUUGGGGCGAUAGAGCAGGGUUGGGGUACAUACAACAAGGCAGUGAUGGGGCAGGCUCAAGCAAGCGAUGGACGUCCUGGUGCUGGUCUAGAGAGUCAUCCCGGUGAAGUUUUGUAUCCACACGUACCGAGCGCAAAAUAUACAGCAUGGCAUCCUUUUUUGGGUUUCCUAACGAGUCCUCGAUCUUCCGAUGCUGUCGAGUAUAGCAAGAAAGAUUCUGCCUUUGCCACGCUUUUCCAAAAA